UAAUAAAUUGUAUUUUUAGUUGCUAAAACAAUCCCAAUUCAAAGAUUUAUGGCAUACAUGAAAAAGGGGAAAACCACAGUUCGUCAUGCACGUGGGAUCGUGGUUGGUUGUGGAGGAGCAGGGAAGACCACACUUCUGUACAGACUGAUGGGGAAAAGUCUUGACGAAAUUAAGGAAAUAAAAUCUACCAGGGGACUUCAUGUCUAUGAGCACAUAUUUUUGGUGAAAAAUGAAGGUUUAAUUGCAACUAAAGAUGACUUUCUGAAGAAACGACUGAUAAGAGUUCCAAUUUCCGCACUUAAAAAGAACAAACAGAAUGUUGAAGCUGGCUUAUUACAUGCGUCCGAAAAAUUUGAAAACAGUGCCAGUUUGCAACAUAUUCAAAACGAAACGUUGGCUGGAAAUGAAUUUGACGAAAAUGUAUUGACUUUGCAAAAUUUGUCAUUGGAUAAAGAGGAAAAUGAUGCAAAUGAUAAGCGAUUGACACGUGACUUGAUGAAAGAAAUUUUGGAUGCUAGGGAAAAUGAAACAAGUGUCAGCAUUAUUGAUUUUGCUGGACAAUUUGCUUACUAUGCAUGUCAUCAGAUCUACAUGAGAUCUGAAGCAUUCUACGUCCUGGUGUUGGAUAUGACUAAAGCUUUCCAUAAAGUUAUUAACAGUAAAACAGAUAAGCACCAAGGGAGAUCUAUCUUCACUACAUGGUCCUACAAAGAUUAUUUACAUUUCUGGCUCGACUCCAUAAAAUCCUUUGGCGGAACUUCUGCUCAGGUUUUUGCUGUGGCUACGCAUGCAGAAGGCAAAAAAGAAAAGAAACAGGAUUGUUUUUGGGAGAGUCUUUGGGCGUUAGUCUCAGAGAACGACAAAACUUGGCUCCAAAAAUGCAUUGGUGAUAAGGAAUUUACAUUAGGACUCAAAAAGAUGAAUGAACAAGGAAAUUUGUCACUGCAGAGUCUUAAAAAUGCAAUCGUUGAGGUUGUAUCGAAACUUAUGGACACAAAGAUAGAAGUUCCCUCGGCAUGGGCUCUUCUUGAACAUCUCUUGAAAAACACAGAAAAGCCAAUCUUGUCAAUCGGUGACAUUAACAAAGAGAAUAAGAAACUUCCAGAAGAAUAUCAAUUGAAGAAUCAGGAAGAAAUUUUCGAUUUCCUAUCUUUUUUUCAUGGGCAUGGAUUGUUACUCUUUUUUAAGGAAGAUGAACUGAGAUCACAUGCAAUUCUAGGGAUACAAUGGUUUUCUAAUGCGUUCAGUAAACUUAUUGCCGACAAGGAACACAUCAACAGGGACUGCAAACGAAGAUACAUCAAAGAAUGGAACAAUUUCAAUGUCACAGGAAACCUGCCUAAUUCACUUGUCGAUGCUCUAUGGAAAGAAGAACCAACAUAUGUCCAAUAUAAGACAGAACUUAUGUCAUAUAUGGAAAGACUACGAAUGUUAGUCAGAAUUGACAGAACAGAAGACGAUAUCUCUUGGUAUGUGCCCUGUAUGAAUAAAAAGUGUUUCACACACGACGUCUUUGAAAAGAAACUAGAAAAAUCAUCUGUUUUGUGUUUUCGAUUCACGUCUUUUGCGAUGUUUGUGUAUUACAGGCUUAUUGCAUAUUGCAUGAGUUUUCUUAAGUGGGAUGUACCAUCAGAUAAAAAGGGAAGCCAAUGUUUGUAUCACACAGCUGCAAUAUUUGAAACCCAAAAUCAUACUGUUGUUGUUGGCAUUUCUGACAAUGACAUCCAAGUGCAAGUCUUGCGAAGCAAUAAUCUGCAUCCAGAAGUUUCCUGUGAAAUUGGAAGAGCCAUUGAAAUUGCCUUUACAGAAUUGACGAAAACAUUUGAUGAGAAGAAAACUUUUCUAAAGGGCUAUAAAUGCCUUAAUAUUUUCUGCAGUAAAGGUGAUACGACAUUCAUUCCAGAAAAUAACGUACAUGAAAUAAAGGACUCCGUGAUUCAAUGCAACUGUCCGAUAGGGAAGAGACAUGACAUAGAUGUUCCAUGGACAUUAGGAUUUUGGAAAAAGGCAAAAGAAAAAGAUAUGGAUGAGAAUCGCGUUGUCGAAAGUAUAGUAUCUGCCCAGGAUUCAAAAAGGCGAUACUGGGAGAACUUUGAAAAACUGACAGAAAUUUCCCGAGAUGUGUUGCAAAAUUACUUCGACAACAAAUUACCUCCACAAGAUCUAAAACAAGUGUUGACAACACACAAGGACGAUAUGAAGAAGGGUCCUUACAGAUUUGGGGAGGAUCAGCUGAGGAUUCUUUUUCCAGGUGACGGCAGCCUUGCAACCUCUUCGUCAUUCGACGUUACGAUAAUGUACAAGCUGCUGAGAAACUAUCAAGGGGAUGACUCGCCUUGGUGGGGAAAGACACCAAGGACUGAAGAUAUAAAUGACAUAAAUGACAUUGAACGCAUCCGGGACUACAGAAAUAAGAUGAAACAUGCAGUGUCUGAAACCAAGGUCCUUGAAAAAGAUGUAUUUGAAAUAUACUGGUUAGACCUAACUCAGGCUGUAGAAAGACUGAGUAUGGGGAAGUAUAGAGCAGCUAUAGAACAACUCAAAUCACAGAUUUAAGGAAAUCUUGCAGUGACGAAAUAAAUGUGUGACUGAUGUUUCAACAAUUUGAUGUCAAAGUUGUAGUUUCUUUGAUAAUUAUAAUUAUUUGAAAUGAACAGGAAACCUUCUUCGUCUAUUUACGACAAAUUCAAGAAUAUAUAUGUAUUUACUGUCCAUAAAAUACUUUACAACAAUUAUGUGUAAAGAGAUGUAUUGUUGUUUUCUUAUAAUAUUUAUGAUAUUAAUAUAUUUGUAUAUAAAUGUAUGUGUGUAUUUAAGUAAACAUAACUCCGCAUCUUUUAUUUGAGUUUUAAUUCAAAACAUAUUGAUAAAUUGUAUGAACAAAUUCAUAUGAUGCGUGCAUGGAAGAAAACUAUCAAAAUAAUUGAAACAAGAAUAUGUGCAGUCUCGUUUUAAGUCAUCAUUUCGUAAGUUCUAUGGUCGAUACAAUGACCUUGUCAGUAUUACAAUGAAAUAUAUUGCCUUUGUUUGUAUAAGGCUUAUUAUAUUUAUAUCCCCCGCUUGAAAAGUGGGAGAGUAUAGUAAUCGGUAUGUCCGUCUGUGCGUCCGUCUGUUACGCUCUGGGUUACCCGUCUCUUAUCCGCAACUCCUCUUAUACCACUGAGUGAAAUUAGAUGAAACUUUCACAGAAUCUUUAUUACACAUAGUCAUUGUGCACCUCCCUAUUUACUUUUUGGUCCGACACAUAUUUUGGUUUUCCCGGCCAUAGCAAAACAUGGACUUUUCCAUUAACCAUAUGGGAGGCGGGGGUAUCAUUUAGUGUGCGCAUUACACACAAUACCUCUAGUAAUAAUUUACAUUGUAUUUUACAAGAAGUUGGAUUUAAUUUUAUGUUUAUUCAAAUUAUACUCAUAGAUUCCUUCGAAAUGAUAUGUCACUUUUCGAUAUAUUUAAUAUCUCAAAGAUCUAAAAUGAUUUUGA
Molecule: messenger RNA, 3480 nt
Organism: Saccostrea cuccullata (small rock oyster)
Lineage: Eukaryota; Metazoa; Mollusca; Bivalvia; Ostreida; Ostreidae
Exons: 8
Coding region: 49-2556 (835 amino acids)
Source: RefSeq, a predicted model, not a curated record